CUAGACACAGCAAAAUACUCUUCAGACUUUGAUCAGAACUGCAGGAGACACUUAACACACUGGAGGCACUCUGGGUGUGUAAAGACAGUCACAAGUUUUCCUGUCAGCAAAGAGUGGAUACACAGGACAGGUUGUGAUGGCAGUGGCACAUGGGCCAUUCUUGGCUGCUGUGCUGCUUCUUGUCUCCUUGGGGCUCCAUUGCUCCUCUCCCCUACCUGCCUGUCCAGAGUCCUGCACCUGUCAGGGAGCUCCCCUGUUGAACUGUUCCUCCUCUGGCCUUUCCUUGGUGCCGCAACACAUCCAAGACUCUGUCACUGAGCUAGACUUGUCUCAUAACCUCCUUGACUCUGUAAAACUCAACCGACCACAUCAAAACCUCAGGAAUGUAUGGCUGGGAAACAACAGUAUCACACACUUGUCUCUCUGCAUAGAGAGAAACCUGGGAAACCAUUAUGUCAGAGGUAGACAUCGCUUGAGACCUUGGGGCAGACAGGGAUGCGUAUCUUGGGCCCCCACCCUGCACCUGCUAUCUGUUGAGUGGAAUCAGCUAGAGCAACUCCCAGAGGGGCUGGAAGGUAGUGAGUCCUUACAGGUUCUGCAGCUCUCCUUCAACAAGAUCUCAACUCUACAACCAGGAGACCUUAGCCACCUUCGACAGCUAAAAGAGCUACACUUACAACAUAACCUCAUCACAAGUCUCCAUCCACAGAUGUUCCAGGAUUUAGCCCAGCUUCGGGUCCUUGAUCUGAGUUUCAACAUGCUGACCAGCCUCCAUCCUUUGAUGUACCUUUCUCUGCGUAACAUUGGGGUGGAUGUUAGGCUGAGUGGGAACAGGUGGCAGUGCAAUUGCAGUAUGCGCAGUCUAAGAAGGCGGAUGGCCUAUGACAGCAGCAGAGGCCUGAAGGCCUGGAGCGUGGUGUGUGCUUCCCCCUCCAUCCUCUCAGGCAGAGACCUGCUACAGUUGGGGGAGGAUGACCUUAACUGUUUUAGUACUGAAAACAGGCCAGAGCUCCACCAAGAUGUGACGGUCUAUAGUGGCUCUCAGAUACUGCUGUCUUGCUCUACACAAGAUUCAAUGUGGUGGACACCCAGUGGUCAAGCAUCUGUGAGCCAACCUCAGGCUGGUCUGCUCAUCAGUGACAUCACAGAGAGAGACACAGGACUAUAUGUGUGUAUGUCUGAAGAACACGAAGUUGUGUCUGUUUUUAACCUCCAAAUCAGUAAAAUAGGAGGUGCAAGAAGAAAAACUAGAAGUUUACCCAGAACCAGCCGACAAAUAAUCCCACAAGGCACCCCAAAUAGGAUAGGUCAAGAAAGGAAUCAGAGAGCUACCCAGUCUAACUUGACUCUGGCUGUGUGUCUGUCUGUUUUAAUCACGUUUCUGAUAGCCUUUAUCCUAGGAGUCCUAGCAAGACCUUGUAUAGAUGAUCUUUGGAGAAGGGUCACCAACAGGAAAAGUUCCUCUGCAACCAACUCUGUCUCAUCUGUAGAACAAAGACAAUAUGACAAUGAGGCCUACUCCAAUGGUGAGGAACCAGAGAUAGGAACUCACAGGGAAAGGAGAGUCACAUUUAGCACUGUAGACUAUAGAGAAGACAGCAAUGUACAAUAUUAUGAUACCGUAGCCAGUGGCGAUCAGGAAAGCAUUAAUAAUGAUGCAGUGAUUGAAUGUGAAGCAGCUGAGGCUGAGAGCGAUACACAUACAGCUGGAGAUUCGGGAAGUGAAAACAGCUUACAACAGAGUAGUCCAGAGGAUAACCAGAAAGAUGGCAGAGACCUCUCAGGCGUCAGUGAUGCAGGCCGCACACACAACAUAGAGUUUGAACACAUCACAGACCCUGUUGAGCUGGAGGAGAGGAGAAGCUUGUCUUCAUGCUCAGAUUCUUUAUUAUCGGACAAAGUAUUUAAUGAGGAUCAAAUGACCCAGCGAGACUGCACAACACCCAAGUCUCCACAGCUGGCAGACGACUCUGUUCAGCAGAGAGCGGAUUUCUCGACAGUUAGAAAAGUAGAGGUGCCACAAAUUUCCAUAGAGGGCAGUAGUGGAAUUCCUGUAGUUUCUUCUGAGCCCUUUGCAGAUUGGUCACCACAUAUAAAUGACACCAACCUAGAAGACCCUGAUCUGUGGCAGGAGAAUGGAGAACAAUUUGAAUUUAGCGAUUCUGUUCGAAGCACGUCUGCAAGGUCCAGCAGUGUUUCUGGUUCUUUUAAUGAUUCAAAACUGAUCGUGGCACCCACUUCAGAUAAACAGAAGAGGGAGGAUAUGUCCAGCUCCAGCUCAUAUGUCAGUGGGGAUGAGCCUACACAAUACACUGUGAAUUCAGACCAAGAGGAGGAGGAGGAUAUAGAAAGGAACCACAAUAAACCUGAGGUCACUAAUGCGUGCCUUAAACAGGAUGCUAGUAUUGAACAGCAUAUUCAUGGUGUAGACUCUGUCAGGCCUUUAGUGGGAUUUAAUAAGGGUGAGUACAGAUAUGACACACCAAGGCCUGCAGUGAGACCAGAGCAGUCCUUUUCCUCUCAUUCCAGUGACAGUGAUGGGGAGGACUACACAAUCAAACAAGAACCACAUAAAGGAGAUGGGAAGGACAAGUCCAUUUGUGUAUCUGAAAAGCCAAGCAGUAGGAUAGUUACAGGAGAGUGGGAUACCAGGGAGAAAGUUAAACCCAUGCCACGGACAAAGUGGCGUGUAACCAGUUUGGGUGUUACCAGUCACAGUAAAAGUCUGGAUACCGGAGCACCUUCGCCACCUGCAGCUUAUUCAUCCUCUUCAAGCAGUGAAAGUGAAGCAGAAAUCACAGACCUAAAAGUGGAACACAAUACAGGUAGAGUGAAUGAGGGGAUCAAAAUCAAUGAGCCAGAAACACUGUCAACUGACCUAAAUCGCCAAUGUAUCCCCCAAAUCAAGAGGCGUUUGGAUAUCAGAGCCCCAUCACCACCUACUGAUUCAUCUUCUAGUGGUGAGAGUGCAGAUGAAACAAUGGACCACAUAGAGAAGCAAGGAGAGAUGCAUGUGACAAGGCUUCAGUUUCAAGAAUCUCAAACAGUAAAUCAUGAUUCAGACACACAGUGGCCUGCUCUAGAUCUUCAGCAUACUAUGCGUAUCAAGAGGCGUUUGGAUAUCAAAGCACCAUCAGCUGACUCUGAUUCAUCUUCAACUAGUGAGAUAGUGGAAGAAAAAAUAGCCCAAAUAAAGAAACAUGAACAAGGGGAGGUACAUGUUUCAAGACUUCCAUUUCAAGAAUCUCAAGCAGGAAGUCAUGAUCCCGAAACACGGUGGCCUUCCCUAGAUCUUGAGCAUAUUCCUCGCAUCAAGAGGCGUUUGGAUAUCAAAGCACCAUCACCACCUCCUGAUUUAUUUUCUAGUAGUGACAGUGAGGAUGAAACAACAAGCCACAUAAAGAAACAGAAGAAAGGGCAGACACACAUUGCAAGGCUUCCAAUUAAAGUUUCUCAAACUGUAAGUCAUGACCCAAAAACACAGUGGCCUGCCCUUUAUCUUGAGCAUACUACACGUAUCAAGAGGCGUCUAGAUAUCAAAGCACCACCACCUGAGUCUGAUUCAUCUUCUAGUAGUGAUAGUGAGGAUGAAACAACAAACCACACAGAGAGGCCAGGUAAGGUGGACAUUGUAGAGCUUGCAUUUCAAAAAUCUCAAACUGUAAGUCAUGACCCACAAACACAGUGGCCUGCCCUCGACCUUGAGCAUAUUCCUCACAUUAAAAGACGUCUCGAUAUCAAAGCACCAUCACCACCUCCUGAUUCAGCUUCGAAUAGUGAGAUAGUGGAAGAAAAAAUUGCCCAAAUAAAGAAACGUGAACAAGGGGAGGUACAUGUUUCAAGACUUCCAUUUCAAGAAUCUCAAGCAGGAAGUCAUGAUCCAGAAACACGGUGGCCUGCCCUAGAUCUUCACCAUACUAUGCGCAUCAAGAGGCGUUUGGAUAUCAAAGCACCAUCAGCUGACUCUGAUUCAUUUUCUAGUAGUGACAGUGAGGAUGAAACAACAAGCCACAUAAAGAAACAGAAGAAAGGGCAGACACACAUUGCAAGGCUUCCAAUUAAAGUUUCUCAAACUGUAAGUCAUGACCCAAAAACACAGCGGCCUGCCCUUUAUCUUGAGCAUACUACACGUAUCAAGAGGCGUCUAGAUAUCAAAGCACCACCACCUGAGUCUGAUUCAUCUUCUAGUAGUGAUAGUGAGGAUGAAACAACAAACCACACAGAGAGGCCAGGUAAGGUGGACAUUGUAGAGCUUGCAUUUCAAAAAUCUCAAACUGUAAGUCAUGACCCACAAACACAGUGGCCUGCCCUCGACCUUGAGCAUAUUCCUCACAUUAAAAGACGUCUCGAUAUCAAAGCACCAUCACCACCUCCUGAUUCAGCUUCGAAUAGUGAGAUAGUGGAAGAAAAAAUUGCCCAAAUAAAGAAACGUGAACAAGGGGAGGUACAUGUUUCAAGACUUCCAUUUCAAGAAUCUCAAGCAGGAAGUCAUGAUCCAGAAACACGGUGGCCUGCCCUAGAUCUUCACCAUACUAUGCGCAUCAAGAGGCGUUUGGAUAUCAAAGCACCAUCAGCUGACUCUGAUUCAUUUUCUAGUAGUGACAGUGAGGAUGAAACAACAGGCCACAUAGAGAAGCAGAGGCCAGGGAAGGUGGACAUUGCAGGACUUCCAUUUCAAGAAUCUCAAACAGAAAGUCAUGAUCCAGGUACAAGGUGGCCUGCCCUUGAUCUUGAGCAUAUUCCUCGCAUCAAGAGGCGUCUAGACAUCAAAGCACCAUCACCACCUCCUGAUUCAUCUUCAAGUAGUGACAAUGAGGAUGAAACAACAAAUCCCAUAAAGAAACAGGAGAAAGGGCAGACACACAUGGCAAGGCUUCCAAUUAAAGCAUCUCAAACUGUAAGUCAUGACCCACAAACACAGUGGCCUGCCCUCGACCUUGAGCAUAUUCCUCGCAUUAAAAGACGUCUUGAUAUCAAAGCACCAUCACCACCUUCUGAUUCAGCUUCGAAUAGUGAGAUAGUGGAAGAACAAAUUGCCCAAAUAAAGAAACGUGAACAAGGGGAGGUACAUGUUUCAAGACUUCCAUUUCAAGAAUCUCAAGCAGGAAGUCAUGAACCAGAAACACGGUGGCCUGCCCUAGAUCUUCACCAUACUAUGCGCAUCAAGAGGCGUUUGGAUAUCAAAGCACCAUCAGCUGACUCUGAUUCAUUUUCUAGUAGUGACAGUGAGGAUGAAACAACAGGCCACAUAGAGAAGCAGAGGCCAGGGAAGGUGGACAUUGCAGGACUUCCAUUUCAAGAAUCUCAAACAGAAAGUCAUGAUCCAGACACAAGGUGGCCUGCCCUUGAUCUUGAGCAUAUUCCUCGCAUCAAGAGGCGUCUAGACAUCAAAGCACCAUCACCACCUCCUGAUUCAUCUUCAAGUAGUGACAAUGAGGAUGAAACAACAAAUCCCAUAAAGAAACAGGAGAAAGGGCAGACACACAUGGCAAGGCUUCCAAUUAAAGCAUCUCAAACUGUAAGUCAUGACCCACAAACACAGUGGCCUGCCCUCGACCUUGAGCAUAUUCCUCACAUUAAAAGACGUCUUGAUAUCAAAGCACCAUCACCACCUUCUGAUUCAGCUUCGAAUAGUGAGAUAGUGGAAGAAAAAAUUGCCCAAAUAAAGAAACGUGAACAAGGGGAGGUACAUGUUUCAAGACUUCCAUUUCAAGAAUCUCAAGCAGGAAGUCAUGAUCCAGAAACACGGUGGCCUGCCCUAGAUCUUCACCAUACUAUGCGCAUCAAGAGGCGUUUGGAUAUCAAAGCACCAUCAGCUGACUCUGAUUCAUUUUCUAGUAGUGACAGUGAGGAUGAAACAACAGGCCACAUAGAGAAGCAGAGGCCAGGGAAGGUGGACAUUGCAGGACUUCCAUUUCAAGAAUCUCAAACAGAAAGUCAUGAUCCAGGUACAAGGUGGCCUGCCCUUGAUCUUGAGCAUAUUCCUCGCAUCAAGAGGCGUCUAGACAUCAAAGCACCAUCACCACCUCCUGAUUCAUCUUCAAGUAGUGACAAUGAGGAUGAAACAACAAAUCCCAUAAAGAAACAGGAGAAAGGGCAGACACACAUGGCAAGGCUUCCAAUUAAAGCAUCUCAAACUGUAAGUCAUGACCCACAAACACAGUGGCCUGCCCUCGACCUUGAGCAUAUUCCUCGCAUUAAAAGACGUCUUGAUAUCAAAGCACCAUCACCACCUCCUGAUUCAGCUUCGAAUAGUGAGAUAGUGGAAGAAAAAAUUGCCCAAAUAAAGAAACGUGAACAAGGGGAGGUACAUGUUUCAAGACUUCCAUUUCAAGAAUCUCAAGCAGGAAGUCAUGAUCCAGAAACACGGUGGCCUGCCCUAGAUCUUCACCAUACUAUGCGCAUCAAGAGGCGUUUGGAUAUCAAAGCACCAUCAGCUGACUCUGAUUCAUUUUCUAGUAGUGACAGUGAGGAUGAAACAACAGGCCACAUAGAGAAGCAGAGGCCAGGGAAGGUGGACAUUGCAGGACUUCCAUUUCAAGAAUCUCAAACAGAAAGUCAUGAUCCAGACACAAGGUGGCCUGCCCUUGAUCUUGAGCAUAUUCCUCGCAUCAAGAGGCGUCUAGACAUCAAAGCACCAUCACCACCUCCUGAUUCAUCUUCAAGUAGUGACAAUGAGGAUGAAACAACAAAUCCCAUAAAGAAACAGGAGAAAGGGCAGACACACAUGGCAAGGCUUCCAAUUAAAGCAUCUCAAACUGUAAGUCAUGACCCACAAACACAGUGGCCUGCCCUCGACCUUGAGCAUAUUCCUCGCAUUAAAAGACGUCUUGAUAUCAAAGCACCAUCACCACCUCCUGAUUCAGCUUCGAAUAGUGAGAUAGUGGAAGAAAAAAUUGCCCAAAUAAAGAAACGUGAACAAGGGGAGGUACAUGUUUCAAGACUUCCAUUUCAAGAAUCUCAUGCAGGAAGUCAUGAUCCAGAAACACUGUGGCCUGCCCUAGAUCUUCAGCAUACUACGCGCAUCAAGAGGCAUUUGGAUAUCAAAGCACCAUCAGCUGACUCUGAUUCAUUUUCUAGUAGUGACAGUGAGGAUGAAACAACAAACCACAUUAGGUCUCCAAAGACCCGAGUGAUAAACAUUUCUCGCAGUCCAAAGACAGACCACAAUAUCAAAUUAGAAAAGUAUACAGUUAUUACAGAUGUGGGGGACAAAACAAGAGACAACAUCGGCACAACACCAGAGAUAAACCCAGAACUUGAGUCAAGGUGGGCCACGAUGAAUCUUGGUAUCUCCCGCUUCAGAAAGCGUCUUGAAAUCACAUCGCAUACACAUGAACCACCAAAUCUGCCCUCAUCACCGCCACCUGACUCCCCCUCCUCUUCCAGCAAUGAGACUGGGAGUAAAAGCAGCAGAACAAGACGAAAGAGAAGGGGAGUUGGAAUGCCAGGAAUCAUACACACAGAAUCAUCUCUAAAACAAACAAACAAACCAGUGAAUGCUCUCAGUUUGAAGGGUCAAGAUGACAACUCUGGCAACUCAGUAGAGGUCAAAGAGAGAUUAAGAAAAGACUAUAGCCUCCCCACAACUGAAGAAAAGUCAAACCCAGAUACUAUGCUGACUGGUUUUGGUACUCCACAUUUUAGGAGGUACCUGGAUAUCAAGGUCAGUGAAAAGGCUCCUGCUACACCACCAUUACGUUCCACCUCCAGUAGUGAGAAUAAAGAUGUAUCAACACACCAUGCAGGUAAAGGAUGGAGGGGAAGAUCUCAGCUGCCUGUUGUCACUGACAAGGAAGCAUCCCAGAAUCAUACCUCUCUGUAUGUGGGCCAAGCUGUCAAUAUCAAACUGGAUCAGUCCCAGAGUCAGACUGAGGAGGUGGAGAGGAAGGCUGGGGGCGAGCGCAAAAGCCAAACAAAAGUCGGAGAGGAGUCUGACUCAGUGCAGCCUCAUCUGAGACUCACCACUAUCCCCCAUAUCAGAAGGGCUUUGGAUAUCAGAGCACCGUUACAAAGGGAAGCAUCCUCCAGCAGCAACAGUGAGAAUGAGACGAUAGACCAUAGUGUUCCUGACCUGAAUCUUGGUGUCCCACAUGUUAAGAGGUGUCUGAAUGUCAAGGCACCAUUACCAGAAUCAAGUAAUUCCCCAUCUUCCUGCAGCGAGAGCGAAAAUGAGGUGGCAAAUAUGUCAGAUAAUGACUCUCUAAUCACUUAUAAGCGUUUAAUUAUCAAAACUUUAUCACCACCGAGUAAUUCUUCCUCCCCCAGUGGCCAAACUAUACACCAAACAAACCAAAGACAUACAAGGGCUGAAACAGUAACUGUUGCACAAGGUCCAUCCCAUAGUGUGGGAGACAGAAAUGCAUCUCUUGUCCCAAGGAGAGUUCCCAGUAUGAACAUCACCACAAAUGCGGAUCUGCCACCCAAGAUAAGGUGGACUGGUGUUGGUCUUCCGCUGUCUGACCUUUCUAUCUCCAGUCAGAGGAGACAUCAGGAUGUAGGCUUAUCGUCUCCACAGCAGGCUCCACCUGCAGAGCCAGAACUUCCCCCACCUGACUCCUUCAACUCCUCCAGUAGUAAAAGUGAUGAUAAAAUAAAACAAGACAGAGGGAAAGCCGAUGUGACACUAGUGCAUAAAUACUCAUCUCUUAGCACCAAUAGUGUUUCUCUUGCAUCCAGCAGAGCUCUUGAAAAGUUUGACAACUCACCCAGCAGCACAAAUGAGAUUUUGAGGGCUGUAUCUGAGGACAAGAUGGAAAGGAAAGGCCUCAGUGCCCUAAAAGUCAUGUCAUCAGAGAGACGAAAGUGGGACACAGAAGAUGAAAAUUUAGAUAAGGGUGCAUCUCCUCUAUUUGAUGACCAUGGUUCACAAGGUGACACCAGUUUUAACUAUUGCAGGUCUGAGGAGUACAUCAAGUCCCUGGCCAAACAACCACUAACAAAAUUUCUUUCGUAUACUUCAGCAGAUGAGAUAAGAGCUACAGAUUUGUUGUAUGACAUUCCCCGCUACAGGAUGCAUGACAUUGAACAUAUUGAACCACUGCAGGAGGCUCCACCUCCUAUUCCAGCAACACCACCACCAGAUGAGGCAGUAGGGCUUACAUGGAGGUCUCCACAGAGCAAUAAGAAACAAGCAUUGGAAGGCACCAGAUCCUAUCUGCAACAGAGCAGAAACACAGAGGAAUCUGACCCUUCUUCACUUACGUCACAAAACUUGGCAGUCUAUUUUGACUCCUCAAACAUGAACAUUAGUGAUGUUUGAUAAAGAAGUCACUUUUCCUAAACACUGACAAAACAAGCAAAUGAGCAAUGGCAAUGUUUGAUCUUAAAUUGGCCAGUGAAUGACAACUAUUGUGAAUUAUAUUCUAUUUUAUCUAAUUAAGUAUUAAGCUUGAAAUUAAAUGUAAAUACUAAUAAUGUAUUGUGUGGAACUGUUGUAGAGUGUAGUAGAGGAUACCAUGUUUAUCUUUCAGAUUUGCCAUAUUUCUGUAAAUCAUUUUUAAAAAAUCACCCAUCACAAAGAUGUCUUCCUGUAAUGGAUUUUACAAGAAUCCAUAUCAUCUUAAUGGUCAUGCAUUAUUAGUAUACUUAUUAAGAGAUAUUAAUAAAACCAUAUCUCUGAAUUAUAUAAUGCAGAGCUUUCAUUUGUAGCAAUAAGUACAUCUAAAUAAUGACGACAGUAUUACUGACAGUACUUAAUGUUUUUUGUUAUGAACAAACUAUUAACUAAAGAGACCAAAUAUAAGCCAGUAAGUUAAUAAACCCUUUUAUUUAUGUAUAUAGUCAUAGGUUAUAGUGAAAACUGACAUAUAGACACUUACAUAGUUUACAUACAUAUAUACAGUUGGGACAAGGGUGUUCAUCCUCCUGCAUUGGAUGGGAGAAUACUAAAACAUUGAUCUCUACACAGUAUUUGGUAAGCAAUCCAACAACUACUUCAAUCUUAGAUGUUAUGUUGAUGCAUUGUAACGACAAUAGAUGCUUUCAUAUAGUUUCAGCUGCAGUGGAUUUCAAUGACACAAGAGCUGAUUACCUUCACAACAAAUUCCAAUGUGUAUUUUAUGUGUAUCAUGACAGUGUGAUCCAAAAGUUGCAAAACAAGUUAUGCACUUUCAAUAAAUAAAAUUAGAUCCUGUAUACUGGCUGCAGCUACCUAGAGCUUUGCAGCAUGUGUAAGAAUGUGUCAGAUGGAGUAAAUGCAGGAGGGAACUCCUGUUCCACCAUGAGGUUACAGGUGUGUUCCAGGUCUUAAUAGACACAAUCAUGUUGUUCAUCAGAAUUAAGAUAACAUGAUCGUGAAUAUCAAAUUAAGCACAAAACACUUGCACAAAUUCCUGUACAAAACAAAAACGCAUUUGGAAAAUGUUUUCAAAAAAUCUCAUCCAUUCACAAAGGCUCUGUAGGAGCAUGCAUGCAAAUAUUAAAUCUGACGAUUCAGCAUCACACCACAGCCAAAGACAAAAAUUUAUACAUGUGUUACAAGAACAUUAUACUAGGCGAAAAGAACAGCAUAGCAUCAUCACACAGUUCCAAACUGUCAGUGUCCAUUGAUUUGAUUAGAUCCUACAGGUGGUACGAAGCAAUGCUUUCAGCAAACCUACCUUUUUAUUCAAGCCUUAAGGACCUCGUCCUGAGAGGGUCACUGGUCUUCCACUGUAGUUAUAUUAACACUGUCAGUGUUGGGAGAGAUGCUACUAGUAAGAGGAGACCUGAAACUAUCAGUGGACUAAGGAGGACAAAACAGAUGCCACAUAUCAAGACAAAAUGGACACCAACCAGCUCUAUGUCAACUUAUAACACAGCCCAAACAGUCUGAAUUCAUCCUGAAAUAAUCCCUGACCACUCAGUGUGUCUGUGUGUGCAUGAACAUGUGUAUGUGUCUGUUUUAUGUGUUCUCACACGUGUAUAUACAUUUGGGUUUGUUGGUAUGUCUGUGGGACACACAAAGUGACUUCCAUGUUUUGAGGCACAAUAAUACUCUUAUCUACACAACGUAGAUACAUAAAUUGGUCUUCAGACCAAUUAAUGCUGAUCAGAGCACUAGUGGCUCACCGCUGUACUGUAAUAAGAGUUAGUAAGCAGCAAUGCUGAUUUGUUUGGUGUUAUGAGGUCUGAAGCCUUUGCAGGGGGGGAGUUAGCAAACUGUUAGCAUUAGCUGGAGCAAAACAGCAGGAGGGAACAAAAACUGGAGGGGAAAAAAAGAAAAU
Siniperca chuatsi (mandarin fish) is the source of this 11207-nucleotide messenger RNA. It is a transcript of the gene lrrc66, whose product is annotated as carboxypeptidase N subunit 2. Bases 137 to 9262 code for a protein of 3041 amino acids. The record is from RefSeq and is a predicted model, not a curated record. Gene Ontology annotation, molecular function: protein binding. Gene Ontology annotation, cellular component: nucleolus; plasma membrane; nucleoplasm. Lineage: Eukaryota; Metazoa; Chordata; Actinopteri; Centrarchiformes; Sinipercidae. The transcript is spliced from 5 exons.